GGGAGCUCCGGGAGGGGGGCACAGCACCGCCCCUCCUGCCCCGGCCGCACCAUGGUGUCCUGGAUUCUCAGCCGGGUGAUUGAGCUGCUCUUCGGGAUGCUCUACCCGGCCUACGCCUCCUACAAGGCCGUGAAGACAAAAAACAUCCGGGAAUACGUGCGAUGGAUGAUGUACUGGAUCGUCUUCGCUCUCUUCAUGGCCUCAGAGACCUUCACCGACCUCCUCAUCUCCUGGCUCCCCUUCUACUACGAGGUGAAGAUGGCUUUUGUCAUCUGGCUGCUGUCCCCGUACACGCGGGGGGCCAGCCUGCUCUACCGCCGCUUCGUGCACCCCACGCUGGCCCGCAGGGAGAAGGACAUCGACGCGUUCCUCGUCCGGGCCCGCGAGCGCGGCUACGAGACCGCGCUGCGCUUCGGCAAGAGGGGCCUCAACCUGGCGGCCACCGCCGCCGUCCAGGCGGCCACCAAGAGCCAGGGCGCGCUGGCCGGGCGGCUCCGCAGCUUCAGCAUGCAGGACCUGCGCUCCCUGCCCGAGCAGGCCCCCGUGCACUUCCAGGACCCGCUGUACCUGGAGGAGCAGGAGAGCCUCCAGCAGCCCCUGGCCUACGGCGCCGGGCUGCGCUAUGAGAGCGAGUCGGACGAUGAGGAGCUGUGGUCGGACUCGCAGGUGUCCCCCUCGGUGUCCCCACGCCGGGGUCCCAGACCCCUGUCCCGCAGCCAGAGCCUGAGAACCCUGAGGAAGAACCCAGCAAAAGAGGGCUCUUCCCGGCUCCUGCGCAGCCGGGCCAGGAGGAGAGCGGCUCUGUCGGAGCAGGACAGCUGAAAAUCCCGGGAAACCUCUGCCAGGAGGCUGCAGAGGAGUUUGCUGCUGUGGCAUCAGGAGGGAGCUGUGGCUCCUGCAACCCGGGGGAUCCUCACACUGUAAAUCCCUUCCAUGUGGCCCCUCGAGGAGGGGGGAGCAGCUCAUCCCCCCACUCCCAGACCCCCCAGCUCGGUGCUGGCACCUCUCCUGUGGGGUCUGGCCCCUCCUUUUCCUCCCAUCCCACGAACACUACACGCUCCCCCCACUCUCCUGCUGCCAUGGUGCCUUGCUCACAACAUUCCCAUUCCCCUGGGAGCCAGGAGUGGAUGUGCCUUGUCCCUCUGAAGCCAAAGCCAUGGCCCCUGCCCGGGGCCCCCCCAGACACAGACUGACACCCCCAUACUUGAGCCCUGAGCACUGGGCAGCUCACGGCUUUUAAUAUUCCCCUCUCCGAAAAGAGGGUUUUGUACCUGGAAAAAUAAAGGUUUGUUUCAGACUUUGGGAAGCA
Messenger RNA from Vidua macroura (Pin-tailed whydah), 1309 nucleotides. RefSeq names its product receptor accessory protein 4 (gene REEP4). The record is from RefSeq and is a predicted model, not a curated record. The coding region runs from base 52 to 822 and encodes 256 amino acids. Gene Ontology annotation, biological process: endoplasmic reticulum tubular network organization. Gene Ontology annotation, cellular component: endoplasmic reticulum membrane; cytoplasmic microtubule; endoplasmic reticulum tubular network. The transcript has 8 exons. NCBI's taxonomy places the organism in Eukaryota, Metazoa, Chordata, Aves, Passeriformes, Viduidae. Gene Ontology annotation, molecular function: microtubule binding.